Messenger RNA from Rotaria sp. Silwood1, 1785 nucleotides. Lineage: Eukaryota; Metazoa; Rotifera; Eurotatoria; Philodinida; Philodinidae. The record is from the annotation of a GenBank genome assembly.
AUGGACAAAGAAAAUUUUCGUUUCUGCAUGAAAGUGCGUACUGCACUUAAUAUUGAAGCAAGAACUAUUCACGACGAGCUAAGUACUGUUUUUGGUGAUGAAGCUCAUUCUUAUCGAACAGUUGCAAGAUGGGCUCAAUGGUUUCGUCAAGGUCGAGAAGAAAUUGAAGAUGAAGAACGAUCCGGAAGACCUGUAACUGAGAGUACUCCUGAAAAUAUUGAAGAAAUUCGUAGUAUUGUUAGUGAUGAUCUUCAUGUUACAAUAGCAGAAUUACAAGAGCAUACUGGUCUAAGUUAUGGCACCGUUCAUAGAAUAUUAUCUGAUCAUCUGGAACUUAGAAAAAUUACUGCUUAUUACAUACCGAAACAGCUAACGGAUUAUCAACGGAGUGAACGAGUUCGAAUAUGCAAAGAAAAUCUGUCAAGGUUUGAUGAAGGAAGAUGGCGUUUAUGCGACGUGGUACAGGUGAUGAAUCGUGGUUUUUCUAUCAGCAAACUGGUCGAAAUGCUUUCAAUGCUGCUUGGGUGGCAAAAGAAGAUCCUCCAUCCGCAAUAGUGCGACGAAAUAAGCUUGCUUCAAAAACUUUAUUUUGCAUUUUCUUUAAAUCAAUUGGUCCUCUUCUCAUCCAUUGUGUCAAACGUGGACAGACUAUCGAUCACCAAUAUUAUAUCAAAAACUGUUUGCAACCGGUUAUCCAAGAAAUCAAGAAAGAAAGACCUCUCUCGGGUAGUCAUGCCAUCAAACUUCAUCAUGAUAACGGAGGAGUACAUGUUCAUAAAGAUGUCCUCGAUUAUCUUGGUUCAGAAAGAGUUACUAAAGUACCACAACCACCCAAUUCUCCAGAACUAUCUUCGUGUGAUUUUUGGUUAUUCGACUUAAUCAAACGAAAUCUAACUGUUCAAACUAAUUCCGAAUCGUUACAUCACGCUGUAACCUAGUUCAUGUAUUCUUGGGAUAAAGAAGAGUAUAGAAAAACGUUUGAUAAAUGGAUUCAAAGAAUGCACUUGUGUAUAGAUAAUCAAGGCAAUUACUUUGAACAUUUAAUGAAAUAAAAACUUCUUGAACUUGUUUAUGUACUUUCAAUUUUCGGGUAUCCUAAUAUGAAUAAACGAUAAAGUCUCAGAAGAGGUGAGACAAAAGAAUAAAGGAAAGAAAAUAAAGCAAAGAAAAGAUCAAGAAAAGAAUGCGCAUAUUGAAGACAAUAUGAACUUUUGUAACCGUUACACAUGUUAGGAAAACUAGUCUUAUUAGGACUUUGUUGGUAUGAUGUCAAGUGAACUAUGAUCAAACAGCAUAGAAAGAAAGGGCAUUUUUUUCUCUAUCAUCCUUUGUAAAAAGAAACUUUUAUCAAGCUUAAUAUGUGGCACUAAAAUGUCGUUGCCACUACUUUUGGAUACCCCUAUGUAUGUAUGUGAUAAAAAUUUCAGCCCUCUACCUCGAUAUAAACUAUGAAAAAUAUCCUUAACAAUUUAUUCCCAGUCAUUAUAGGACAUCCUUUGUGAUACCACGUAGUUCCUUAAAAGUCCAUUAUGGGGACGAACCCUUUAUAUCAUGUGCUGUACUAACUGAGCUCUACAAAAUGGCCAAUGCCAGAUUCGAAAUCGAGCGUCACACUUUGGGACCUUCCCUCGUCAGCUCUUUCCACCUUCUUUUUGGCACACUUCAAACAACUUAUUCUACAAUCCAUCAGGAUCCAUCAGGGUCCACCAAGAUCCAUCAAAAUCCACCAGGACCCAUUAGGAUCCACAGGAUCCAUUAGGAUCCACAGGAUCCAUUAGGAUCCAC